Molecule: messenger RNA, 4226 nt
Organism: Microtus oregoni (creeping vole)
Lineage: Eukaryota; Metazoa; Chordata; Mammalia; Rodentia; Cricetidae
Gene: Nphp3
Product: nephrocystin 3
Exons: 28
Coding region: 2-4000 (1332 amino acids)
Biological process (GO): determination of left/right symmetry; convergent extension; kidney development
Molecular function (GO): protein binding
Source: RefSeq, a predicted model, not a curated record
CAUGGGGACAGCCUCAUCUCUGGUGAGCCCUGCUGGUGGGGAGGUGAUCGAGGACACGUACGGGGCGGGCGGCGGCGAGGCCUGCGAGAUCCCGGUGGAGGUGAAGCCCAAGGCCCGCCUGCUGCGCAGCUCGUUCCGCAGGGGAGCGGGAGCCGGGCCCGGGUCGCUGCCUCGCGCGGCGGGCGGCGGCGGGCUGCUGGGAGCCAGCUUCAAGUCCACCGGCUCGUCGGUGCCAGAGCUGGAGUACGCGGCAGCCGAGUUCGAGCGCCUCAAGAAGGAGUAUGAGAUCUUCCGGGUCAGCAAGAACCAGGAGUUGCUGUCCAUGGGUCGCCGAGAGGCCAAGCUGGACACCGAGAACAAGAGGCUGCGGGCGGAGCUGCAGGCACUUCAGAAAACUUAUCAGAAGAUACUGCGGGAAAAAGAGGGGGCCCUGGAAGCAAAAUACCAAGCCAUGGAGAGAGCAGUUACAUUUGAACACGACAGAGACAGAGUUAAAAGGCAAUUCAAGAUUUUUAGGGAGACCAAAGAAAAUGAAAUCCAGGACUUACUGAGGGCCAAGCGGGAACUGGAGAGCAAACUUCAAAGGCUGCAGGCACAGGGUAUCCAAGUUUUCGACCCUGGAGAGUCUGAUUCUGAUGACAGCUGCACAGAUGUCACAGCUACUGGAACCCAAUGUGAAUACUGGGCCAGCAGAGCCUUGGGAAGCGAGCCUUCCAUAGGCAGCAUGAUCCAGCUUCAGCAGUCCUUCAGAGGCCCUGAGUUUGCCCACAGUUCUAUAGAUGUGGAAGGACCCUUCGCAAACAUCAACCGAGAUGACUGGGACACUGCCGUGGCUGGCUUAUUGCAGGUCACGCCCUUGUUCUCACGUUCCCUGUGGAGUCACUCUGUCAGAUGUUACCUCAUCUACACAGCCGAAACCCAGCCUGAAAUGGAACUUUUUCUGAAGGACCAUUCACCUAAACUUAAGAGAAUGUGCGAGACCAUGGGAUAUUUCUUCCAUGCCAUUUAUUUUCCAAUAGAUGUUGAAAACCAGUACCUCACCGUAAGAAAAUGGGAACUCGAGAAGAGUUCUCUAGUUGCUUUAUUCCUUCAUUCAAAGUUACCAAGGUUUCUACUAGAAGACUGCGAAGAAGCCUUUCUGCAGAACCCAGAAGGAAAACCACGAUUAAUCUACCAUCGUUUGGAGGAUGGGGAAGUCAUUUCCGACUCCGUCCAGCAGUUCCUGGAUCAAGUUUCUAACCUAAGCAAGACCAACAAAGCCAAGAUCAUCCAUCACUCAGGAGAUCCUGCGGAGGGAGUGUAUAAAAUUUACAUCAGUGUUGAAAAGAUUAUUAAACAGGACAUCCUCGGCCUUGAGAUCACAGACGUGGAGGUGAAGGAUGCAGGCAGUGAGGAUUCCACUCCAGAAGAGGACGAUUUGGGGGAUGUGCUGUGGGACAUACACGAUGAGCAAGAGCAGAUGGAAGCCUUUCAGCAGGCUUCUAAUUCAGCCCAUGAACUGGGAUUCGAGAAGUAUUACCAGCGCCUGGAUGAUCUGGUGGUGGCACCAGCCCCGAUCCCACCCCUCCUGGUGUCUGGAGGACCAGGGUCUGGAAAGUCCCUUCUUUUAUCAAAGUGGAUUCAGCUGCAGCAGAAGCAUUUCCCUAACACGCUGAUCCUGUCUCAUUUUGUGGGGCGGCCCAUGUCAACCAGCUCGGAGCCCUCCUUGAUUAUCAAGCGGCUGACCCUGAAGCUGAUGCAGCACUUUUGGGCCGUUUCUGCACUGACACUGGACCCUGCUAAGCUUCUGGAAGAAUUUCCACACUGGCUGGAAAAGCUCUCUGCUCGGCAUCAGGGCAGCAUCAUCAUCAUCAUCGACUCCAUAGAUCAAGUUCAGCAAGUGGAGAAGCACAUGAAGUGGCUGAUAGACCCCCUGCCGGUGAAUGUCAGAGUCAUCGUCUCCGUGAAUGUGGAGAGCUGCCCGGCAGCGUGGAGGUUGUGGCCUACACUGCAUCUCGAUCCUUUAAGCCCCAAAGAUGCAAAAUCCAUAAUAGUUGCAGAAUGCAGCUCUGUAGACACGACGCUGAGCAGAGAGCAGGAGAAGCAUCUAGACCAACACUGCCGUUCCGCCGCGACCUGCAACGCCCUCUACGUCACCCUUUUCAGCAAAAUGAUGGCGUGUGCCGGGAGAGCAGGCAACUUAGAUAAAACCCUUCAUCAGUGCCUGCAGUGUCAAGAUACAGUUUCCUUGUACAGUCUUGUGCUCCGCUCCAUCCAGGAAGCCAUGCCAAGUGAUGUGGAUAAAGAGCUGAUGACGCAGAUUCUCUGCCUCAUCAACGUUAGUCACAAUGGUGUGAGUGAGUCGGAGCUGAUGGAGCUGUAUCCAGAGAUGUCCUGGGCCUCCUUGACCUCCAUUGUGCAUAGUUUACACAAAAUGUGUCUGCUGACUUACAGCUGUGGCUUGCUCAGGUUUCAGCAUCUGCAGGCCUGGGAAACAGUGAGGCUGGAGUACAUGGCAGACCCUACCCUCAUCUCUUCAUACAGGCAAAAGUUAAUCAACUAUUUCGCUUCCCAGCUCAGUCAGGACAGAGUGACCUGGAGAAGUGCAGACGAGCUCCCGUGGCUUUUCCAGCAGCAAGGAAGCAAGCAGAAGCUGCACAACUGCCUCCUCAAUCUCUUCGUGUCUCAGGACCUUUAUAAAAGAGGACACUUUGCCGAGUUGCUGAGUUACUGGCAGUUUGUUGGCAAAGACAAAGGUGCCAUGGCGGCCGAGUACUUUGAGUCCCUGAAGCAGUAUGGGAACUGCGAAGGCGAGGAGAACUUGCUGUGCCUAGCUGACUUGUAUGAAACCCUUGGCCGGUUUCUAAAGGAUCUCGGCCUUCUCAGCCAGGCUGUGGUGCCCUUACAGAGGUCCCUAGAGAUUCGGGAGACCGCAUUAGAUCCCGACCACCCGAGAGUAGCCCAGUCCCUCCACCAACUGGCCAGUGUGUACGUCCAGUGGAAGAAGUUUGGGGAUGCAGAGCAGCUUUAUAAACAGGCCUUGGAGAUCUCGGAAAACGCUUACGGCGCCGACCAUCCCCAUGCUGCCAGAGAGCUCGAGGCACUCGCAGCCUUGUACCAUAAGCAAAAUAAAUAUGAACAAGCUGAACAUUUUAGGAAAAAAUCCGUUACAAUCCGUCAGCAAGCCACAAGGAGAAAAGGCGGCCUGUACGGGUUUGCCCUCCUUCGCAGACGGGCUCUGCAGUUAGAAGAGCUCACACUAGGCCAGGAGAAGCCUGAGAAUGCCCGCACCCUCAACGAACUGGGUGUCCUCUACUACCUUCAAAACAACCUCGAAACGGCAGAGCAGUUUCUGAAGCGUUCCUUGGAGAUGAGGGAGCGGCUUCUGGGGCCAGAUCACCCAGACUGUGCCCAGUCCCUGAAUAACUUGGCGGCUCUUUACAAUGAAAAGAAGCAGUAUGAUAAAGCCGAGGAGCUCUACGAGCGAGCCCUGGACAUCCGCAGACAAGCCUUGGCGCCUGACCACCCUUCCCUGGCCUACACAGUGAAGCAUCUCGCUAUCUUGUAUAAGAAAACAGGAAGAGUUGACAAAGCUGUACCUUUGUAUGAAUUGGCUGUUGAAAUUCGGCAGAAAUCCUUUGGCCCAAAGCACCCCAGUGUCGCUACUGCCUUGGUGAACUUGGCAGUCCUUCACAGCCAAAUGAAAAAGCACAGUGAAGCCCUGCCACUUUAUGAAAGAGCACUGAAGAUUUAUGAAGAUAGCUUGGGGCGGAUGCAUCCUCGGGUUGGAGAAACAUUAAAAAACUUAGCUGUGCUCAGCUAUGAAGAAGGGAAUUUUGAAAAGGCUGCUGAACUAUACAAAAGGGCAAUGGAGAUAAAAGAAGCAGAGGCAUCACUGUUGGGUGGAAAAGCUCCUUCAAGGCAGUCGUCAAGUGGGGACACAUUUAUCUUUAAAGCAACGCAUUCACCUAAUAUUUUCCUUCCCCAAGGACAAAGACUCUCCUUUCUCAGUUUCCAAUGAGCUGUGCCUGUCUCCUUGGCGACAAGAGUACUUCUCAGCGCCUCAAGGCUGACUGCAUACAUAUCUAGAAAGGAAACACCUCAAUAGCCUUCCGAUGGAAGAUGAAGCUGAAGGAAGAUACCUAUUUUCUCUUCUCUGAUAUUUACAUAUCAGAGUAAAUACCUUCUUUGGGACUGUGUAUGCCACUGUGAUUCCUUCAGGUAAGGUGGGAACGGGACCUGAAGAG